Messenger RNA from Lingula anatina, 7436 nucleotides. RefSeq lists its product as uncharacterized. NCBI's taxonomy places the organism in Eukaryota, Metazoa, Brachiopoda, Lingulata, Lingulida, Lingulidae. The record is from RefSeq and is a predicted model, not a curated record. Gene Ontology annotation, cellular component: collagen trimer. Gene Ontology annotation, biological process: extracellular matrix organization. Gene Ontology annotation, molecular function: extracellular matrix structural constituent conferring tensile strength.
GACGAGUCUCCUUACCUAACCGACGGGACGUCAAUCAAACCUCAAGCCCCGCCCACUCGCGAGGUCAACCCCGCAGACGAGAAGCAGUCUGGCAAGGAGUUUGAAGAACUGGGAAAACUUCUCAUACUUUUCCCAAUGGUGAAGGAAUUAUUGAUUCAAUGAAGAAAAGAUAAGUGAGGAUUACAUCAGGAAGGAAAGAACUUGCCGGGCCGACCGGUUUUUGAUUUGUGAACGAUUUGGUUCGAGAGAAAUCAUCGGCAGGAAGGGAGCAAAAUGAACGAAACCCCUGAGAAGUCUUGCCGUUGCAGCAUGCACCAACCUCUGCUUAAACCUCGGAAAAACAGACCAACUAGAGUAAUUUCAUACAAUUCAUAUAGCUUGCUUUGGAAAAAUUACGUUUGGUGUGCUGUGCUGACGUUGCUGCUCUGCGCGGUCACAGUCUCAGCGCAAUUUGAAAAUAUUAACCCAGAAUGUGCUGCCAGGUGCUCACAGUCAGGAUGUAGGUGUAUAGGAGAGAAAGGAUCCAGGGGUGCCCCUGGCCCCACAGGUCCAAUAGGAGAGCAGGGAUACCAGGGCAUGGAGGGCCCUCAGGGUCUAACAGGACCUAAGGGAGAGAAGGGAGACGCAGGAAGACAAGGCCCUACAGGACCUAAAGGUGAUAGGGGCAAGAUAGGAAUGCCAGGUUUCCCAGGAGUCAAUGGAAUUCCAGGUCUCCAUGGUUCUCAGGGUCCAAGAGGAAUUCCAGGGUUGGAUGGUUGUAAUGGCAGUAUGGGGGAGCCAGGUCUGCCUGGUCUUCCAGGAGAUGUUGGCCCAGAGGGUCCACCAGGAUUUCCAGGAGCCAGAGGACAGAAAGGUGAACCAGCCAUAGUGGACAGGGGAAUCAAAGGAGCUAAGGGUGAACCAGGAUAUGAUGGCCGACCUGGACCACCAGGUGCUUCAGGAUUAAAUGGUUCCCCAGGUAUGAAGGGAGAACAAGGACCACCAGGACCCCUGGGUCCUCCAGGAGUGAGGGGGCCACAAGGUGAUAAAGGUAACCCAGGUAUAGGAAGACAGGGACAGCCAGGGUUACCUGGGCCAGCUGGUUCACGAGGUCCCAAGGGAGACCCCGGAUCUUGUCCUUUCGUAUCCGGUAAUACCUCCAUGGUAGUGCCCAUAGUUGGACCAAAGGGAGAGGUGGGAAUGAAGGGAAUGAAGGGUGAGCCAGGACCUAUAGGAAAUGCAGGCUUUGAUGGUGCCAGUGGACUACCUGGUGUUCCAGGAACUAUUGGUAUGAAGGGAGAGAAGGGUGUUCCGGGACCAGCUGGACCUAGGGGUAAAGAAGGAGUGCCAGGAUUAGCAGGACAGCCAGGAUUCAAGGGUGACCGGGGAGAGGAUGGGUUCCCAGGGCGUCCAGGCCAGCCAGGAUUGAAGGGAGAUACCGGCCCCAGUGGCCCACGUGGCUAUAAAGGAAACCAAGGACCCCCAGGUCCCCCUGGCGGUAAAGGUAACUAUGGGCCCCCAGGUCCCCCAGGACCACAGGGCCCCAAGGGCCAACCAGGGCCUCCAGGUCUGCCAGGUCUGGAAGGAGUCCCGGGAAACAUUGGUAUGAAAGGGGAGAGUGGAGGGCCAGGUCUGCCCGGACCCCCAGGACCACAGGGAUUUGAUGGACCCAAGGGAGAAAAGGGAGAUAGAGGGCCUGGAGGUUUAUCAGGUCGGGAUGGUCUCCCUGGCACCCCAGGGCAGCCGGGAUCCAAGGGAGAACCAGGGAUGAAGGGAGAGCCAGGAGGGUCCAUACGGGGACAACCAGGGCGGGAUGGACUACCAGGACGCGAGGGACAGAAAGGUGACAAGGGAGAGAGGGGAUUUAAAGGCAACCAAGGCCCCCCUGGUAACACACCUGAAGGGUUCAGGGGUCCCCAGGGUGACCGUGGUCAGAAAGGUCAGCCAGGAGAUAGUGGACGCCCGGGUAGAGAUGGACUGCCUGGAAUACCUGGAGACAAAGGUGAAAGAGGUGGGAUAUGUGUCCCAGGGUUCAAGGGUGAGAAGGGGGGCCCAGGGUUGGAUGGUCUGCCAGGUCUACCAGGAGAGAGAGGACCUCAGGGAGACCCUGGGGUGGCUGGAGACAGAGGAGACGAUGGUUCACCAGGCCUGCCUGGGUUACAGGGAAAUCCAGGAGCCCCAGGUUUGGAUGGUCGACCAGGAGAUGUUGGACCUAAAGGUGACUCUGCUGUAGCCAUUACUGUCCCAGGCCCUCAAGGUCAGAAAGGCGAGCCAGGACCAGCAGGACCAGAGGGGCGUGUGGGUGCACCUGGUAACAGAGGGCAGCCAGGGGUACCUGGGAGAAAUGGGCUACCUGGCAUGAAGGGAGACCCCGGUCCACCAGGUCCAUUUGGCUUGGACGGUCGUCCAGGAGGACCAGGGGUGCCAGGCCAGCAGGGACCUAAGGGAGAACCAGGGUUCGGCCUCCCUGGCCAGAAGGGAGACAGUGGUAGAGACGGUGGUAAAGGAAACGCUGGGUUACCUGGACAGAAGGGAGCAAAGGGAGAAGCAGGUCCAGCUAAUAUAGUGACCAAGGGUGAGCGUGGAUUCCCGGGUCUCCCCGGACCCCAGGGACCCAAGGGAUUUGAUGGACUGCCAGGACGCAAUGGGGCACCAGGUGAGAAGGGCCAGCCAGGACUUGAUGGGCAGCCAGGACCCAAGGGUAACGCUGGGCUGCCAGGUCUGCCAGGAGAUCCAGGACCCAGAGGAUUAACUGGACAGCGUGGAGAGAAAGGAGAUUCAGGACUUCCAGGACUACCAGGAUCAGCAGGCCAGAAAGGAGAUCGAGGAUUCACAGGACUCACCGGGCCAAAAGGUGAGCAGGGUCCUGCUGGUCCAGUCAGCCAGUGUAUUAAGGGAGAGCCUGGUCUGCCAGGACAGCCAGGAGGUCCAGGUGAUCAGGGCUUAAUGGGAUUCCCAGGGAUGGAUGGUCAGCCAGGUUUGCCAGGUGCCCCGGGUCCUAAAGGAGACCGUGGUAUAGAUGGCCUGCCAGGCGAUUCUCUGGCCGGGGUGAAGGGUGAACCGGGUCGUCCAGGAGAACCAGGACUCAGAGGACAGCCUGGGGCUAAUGGACUGGAUGGACUGCCAGGUGCUGCUGGACCAAAAGGUGAGGCCGGUCUUCCUGGUCUACCAGGUCAACCCGGCCGAGAUGGACCUAAAGGGGACGUUGGACCUCCAGGACUCCCUGGUCUGCCGGGACUGGAGGGUCCAGCUGGACAACCUGGCAGACCUGGGGCAGACGGACUACCUGGAGGACCAGGUCCCAAAGGUGCUAUGGGCAUGUUAGGAUUCCCAGGAGCUGACGGCCCCCCUGGACCUCCAGGACCCUCAGGACUACCAGGAAUGAAGGGAGCCGUAGGAGGACCAGGGUUGCCAGGGUUACCAGGCCUGGACGGACCUAGAGGACCAAAAGGUGGCCCUGGUUUUGACGGCAACCCUGGGGCCAAGGGUCAGCCUGGACAACCAGGAUUUCCAGGUUCAAAAGGAGAUGCAGGGUUACCUGGACAACCAGGUCUCCCAGGAGACAGGGGCAACCCAGGUCUGCCAGGUGUCCCAGGACCAAAGGGCAAUGCAGGAGAGCCAGGUAUUGGUCUACCUGGACAGAGAGGUUUACCUGGUGAUCCUGGUUUGGAUGGUUUACCUGGACAGAAUGGUCCACCUGGCCCUAAAGGUGGAGAUGGUCUACCAGGCUUCCCUGGCAUGAAGGGAGACAGGGGCUUAAAUGGACUCCCAGGCAGCCCUGGACAACCUGGGGCUGAUGGACUGCCAGGAAUGAAAGGUGACCGUGGUCAGUCAGGCCUGCCAGGUCCCCCAGGACAGAAAGGUGAGGUGGGACCAGCGGGGCCCUCAGGUUUCCCUGGAGCCAAGGGUAAUGCGGGACAACCAGGACAACCUGGCCUAGAGGGAGCUCAGGGACCACCGGGAGAGGACGGACUGCCUGGACAACCCGGACAACCAGGUCGAGACGGUCCCAAAGGUGACCGUGGCUUACCUGGCCUAGAGGGUAGACCAGGUACCCCAGGGGCCAAGGGAGACUCUGGACUGCCAGGGCUACCUGGUAACCCAGGUGCCAAGGGAGAGUCUGGAUUCCCAGGAUUGAAUGGAAGGCCUGGACCUAAGGGAGAGAAAGGCUUCACAGGACAGAGGGGACUUCCGGGACAACCUGGUGAUCCUGGGCGGGACUCUGUGGGACUGAAAGGUGAGGCAGGCCUUCCAGGUCUCCCAGGACUGGAUGGUCCAUCAGGUCCCAAGGGAGAGGCGGGACGCCCAGGUCUGGAUGGCCUCCCAGGGAUGAAAGGGACCCCAGGGAGGGAUGGACUGCCAGGACCUCAAGGGGAGAAGGGAGAGCCUGGGCUGAGAGGCAGUGAUGGUCUGCCGGGACAGCCGGGACUGGAGGGACCCCCAGGUCUGACUGGGUUACCAGGACCUAAGGGAGAGGCCGGCAACCCGGGACUGCCAGGUUUUGAUGGUCUGCCAGGACAACCAGGUCCACAGGGACUGCCAGGAAGAGAUGGUCAGCCAGGUGCAAAGGGAGAAAGUGGUCAACCUGGAGGGAAUGGUUUACCUGGAUUACCUGGGAUGCCAGGACCCAAGGGUGAUAUUGGCCCAGGAGGAAGAAAUGGACUUCCUGGAUUACCAGGUGCCCAGGGACCCCCAGGUUUCAAGGGAGAGCCGGGUCAGGCAGGACCACAGCCUCUGAGGGGAGACAAGGGAGAGCCAGGUCAGAGAGGGCUGGAUGGUCUCCCUGGAAUGAAGGGAGAGAGGGGACCAAGUGGUCUACCUGGACUACCAGGUCCCAAGGGCGCAUUUGGUUUGACAGGAGACAGAGGCUUGCCAGGACUCCCAGGAGCAGAAGGACGUCCAGGAGAAAGAGGACUACCAGGUUCUCCGGGUCUACCAGGAUUGCCAGGUGACAUUGGUCCCCCAGGACCUAAAGGAGAUUUGGGCCCCCCUGGACAAACCCUGCCCACUGGCUAUCUCCUGGUCAAGCACAGCCAGAGCACUAACAUCCCCAAGUGCCCCUUUGGCAACACCCAGUUGUGGGAGGGGUACAGUUUACUAUAUAUUGAAGGCAAUGAGAGGGCCCACAACCAGGAUUUAGGUUUCGCAGGCUCUUGUCUGCAGAGAUUCAGCACUAUGCCCUUCCUGUUCUGUAACAUCAACAACGUGUGCAAUUACGCCAGCAGAAACGACAAGUCCUACUGGCUGUCCACCAACGCCCCCAUCCCCAUGAUGCCUGUGAUGGAGGAUGACAUCAGGCCCUACAUCAGCAGGUGUGUUGUAUGUGAUGCACCCACCAAUGUGAUAGCUGUCCACAGCCAGGAUUUGAACGUGCCAAGGUGCCCUCAGGGAUGGAGCGAACUUUGGAUUGGGUAUAGCUUUGCAAUGCACACGGCAGCAGGAGCAGAAGGUGGCGGCCAGAGUCUGAUCAGUCCCGGCAGCUGUCUCGAGGACUUCCGUGCAACACCCUUCAUCGAGUGUAACGGUGCAAGAGGCACUUGUCAUUAUUUCGCUAACAAAUUCAGUUUCUGGCUGACAACUAUAGAUACUCAGUCUCAGUUCUCUGAUCCACAACCGCAAACUCUCAAAGCUGGCAAUUUACGAAGCCGGGUCAGCCGAUGCGCAGUCUGUCAGAGGAAUCCAUAGGGAUAACAACAUUCACCUACUUCUGCAUUUAUAUAUUUUCAAGUUUUUGAAGUCCUUUUUUUUCUAAUAACGUAAGGAUAUUAGAAACUGGUUUAAGAAUAGGCAGAACUACUCAUUUUGUACAAUGGAUUUUUCAAAAGCAUAUGAUAGUGUAUUUUCUAAUAGAUUUAACCACAUGUAGCAUUUGUAGAAUUUAGUAUUAUAGAAUAUACCCCAUAUACAGGUUCAGUGUAUUUUAUACAUAAGGCUUCAUGUAGAAAUAAAAUAUUACUGUUUUCAUGUUUUAAAGCCAGUUUAGAUAAUAAACUUAAGGUGCUGUGUUAUAUUCAAGCAUAUUGCUCAAGUUCAAACUUCUUAAACUGUCAAACUCUGUGAAAAUCCCUCCAACUGAUUGGGAGCAGAGUUACACACAUGAGGUCCCCAUUAUCUUACAAUAUUAGGAUCAAGUGUUCAAGAUAUAAUGUAUUUAAAUCCUGGAGUUGUUUUGUUUUGUUUAACUUAACAAAGCCGGGCUACGCUUCCACACAAACUUACCCAAGCAGUAUUCUUACUCUGCAGUCAGUCAGUUGACACUUUAUCACUGCCCAGAUCACAGCUAAAGUCAAGGUGAAGGUCAGGUGAAGUUGGAAGUUGUUUUUUUUUUUAUUUCCAAGAUUUGGAAAAAAAUGUUAAUGAAACUGCUUGGCACUUGUGAUACCUCAGGAAUUUUAAUGUUAUUGAAGCUGAUUGCGUUUUUUCUGGAGGUUUAUCUACAAAGCAAAAGCAAGAGCAUGACCUUCAUAUUUGACCUUGACCUAUGACCUUGCCUGUGACAGGUCGUUCAAGGUCACCUUGCACCAUCCAACUUUGUAUAUAAAUGUUGUUAAUCACUUAAUUCUCAUAAUGAAGACGUUCACACAGCAGCUGCCUUUCCCAGAUUGCUUUCUUUGUAAUAUGAAUGUAUAUUUUAUAUUUAACUCACUUUUGCAUGAUGAUGUAUAGUUAUUUUAGGGAAUACAUAAUGAAGUGCUUGAAUGAAAUGCAGUCAUAUUUACAUUACUCUUAUACAUUUUCUAGUCAUACCAAAAAUUUAUGGGUGCCUUUUUUCUUUUUGCAAUUAAGUUUUUGUUAAAAGGUAAAAAUUAUGAAAGAAUAUUAUCCAAGUACUGUUAUAAUGAUGUGAUGAUUAUUAUGUGGUUUUAGGUUGUAUAUAAAACGUGUUUAGCAAAAUGCUUGUUUAUAUUCGUGAUAGAUGUAACAAGGCAAAAUUGUUCAUAUGAAUCUAAUACAAUGACAAUCACUAGUAUAACACAGAUAUCCAUGCCCCAAUGGGAUACUUCUAUGAUUACUUUUUUUCUUAACAUUUUUUCAGAUGAUAGAAGGUCUAGCCAAUAUGUAAAGCACUACUGUUGGUUUUUAAGUUAAUAUAACCUCAUGGCAUAAAAAAACUGAAGAUAUAAAUUAAGUAAAUUGUGUGAAUUCACAAUGAAAAUUUGUUUGGGAAAAAGAUUAUAAAAAUUGUUUUAAGUGAAUAGAUUCCAGAAAAAUUGGAAAAACAUACUUAUAUUAAACCACAUUAGUUAGCACUUCUCAGUAAUGAUAAUAACUAUGCAAUAUUUGUAACAAGAGAACUAUUUUAUCUUGUUAGAUAUGUGGUAAAUUUUCCAACAGCCUAUCACUGCCAUUUGUUGGACACUAAGAAUACUGAAGGUGGGGCUAAUGCCAAGAUGAGACAUAUCUGUGUUGAAGCACAUUUGUAGAAUCCUGAUGAAGCUACAAUAAAUGUUGACUUU